CUGAAGAGAAGGCAAGCAAAAGUUUUGUUCUGGUUCACUCUGUCAGGCCUCUUGGAAACUACAUUAUCUUUGGAAUAUUGCUGUGCAGAAAGAGGUUUACCAACAUGGUCACUUUGGGAAAGUGCCUUACAUGCUCAAGACUACAGUUAGCUGUGAUGUUUGUGGUAACAGUUUAUCUGAAUACAGAUGUCACAGUGGCUAUGCAGAUAACAUCCACAGGGUCUCAGACCAUUCAAAGAGCCCAGGGGGAGACAGUCGUGCUGGGAUGCACAUACACCCCUGCCCCCUCUGACACAGGAGAUCUGGACAUUGAGUGGAUGAGUGUCCAUCCAGACAUGACCCAGAAAGACCAGCUGGUCCUAUCUUAUACAGGAGGGCAGAAAUUGCAUUACGGGGACCCCAGCUUCUCUAAGAGGAUGGACUUCACAGGAGACCCUGCGUUGGGAGACGCAUCCGUCUCAUUCUCUGCAGUGAAAGCCUCAGACACAGCCACCUACCAGUGCAAAGUCAAGAAGGCGCCGGGUGUUGACAUGCGAAAAGUCACUCUGGUAGUGAUGGUCCCUCCAUCAGUGCCUAAGUGUUGGGUUGAAGGCGGUGAAGAGAAGGGAGCCGAUGUCUCCCUCCGAUGCAAGUCAUCCGUGGGAUCCACCCCCCUUAACUAUGUCUGGACCAGAGAGAGUGGAGGGGCCAUCCCGCCUACAGCAACACAAAACUCCCAGACUGGAGAGCUGAUGAUAAGAAAUCACUCAGAGAGCUACAUGGGAAAUUAUCUGUGUGUGGUGUCGAAUCCUGUGGGCAAAGAGCAGUGUAAAUACACCCUGCACGCAUACAACCGUCCCAACAAAGCAGGGGUCAUAGCGGCUGCUGUGAUUGGUGCACUGCUACUGUUGCUCCUCCUCCUGCUUCUCAUCUGGCUUCUGGUCUGCUGCUGCCACAAGCGUCGCUAUGAGAAGGAGGUUGCCCAUGAAAUCAGGGAGGAUGCCCCAGCCCCAGAGAGCCGACCCGCCAGCAGGAACUCCAGCUUCCGCUCGGUCCUAGGCUUCCGCUCCCCCCCUGGGGCAGUCUAUAGCUCAGUGAGAAAAGGUCAGCCCAAGAGGACAGAAUCAGACAAUAGGAGCUUCUACACCAACAGUAGCAUAGGCAUGCCUGCCCCCAGCAAGCAGAAAGCCCCUCAUUUGCCACCUGUGCUGAAAUAUGACAGCAGUAAUGGUUACCCUGUGUAACAAUGUUUUGGGUUGGGGUAAGGAUAAGCAUGAAAGCAUUACAGGAUAUGUAUAAUCUCAUUCCCAUGCUACUUCCCCCCUGUACUUUGUGCAACAGCCUGAAAACUCUUGGUGCAAUAGUGCAAUGGAUAAUGUUUUAGUCACGUGAAGCUCAAUUGAGGAUUUUGCCAAUGAGAAUGAGUGAGAAAGAGAUUAUAUUUAAAGUGUAUGUCAGAUGCAGUGGUGUAAAAAUACUUGAAAGUACUACUUAAGUUGUUUUUUGGGAUAUCUGUACUUCACUAUUUAU
Messenger RNA from Salvelinus namaycush (lake trout), 1509 nucleotides. RefSeq names its product coxsackievirus and adenovirus receptor homolog. The transcript is spliced from 8 exons. Bases 105 to 1223 code for a protein of 372 amino acids. NCBI's taxonomy places the organism in Eukaryota, Metazoa, Chordata, Actinopteri, Salmoniformes, Salmonidae. The record is from RefSeq and is a predicted model, not a curated record.